Messenger RNA from Helobdella robusta, 522 nucleotides. RefSeq lists its product as hypothetical. Lineage: Eukaryota; Metazoa; Annelida; Clitellata; Rhynchobdellida; Glossiphoniidae. The record is from RefSeq and is a predicted model, not a curated record. Bases 1 to 522 code for a protein of 173 amino acids. The transcript has a single exon.
AUGGCGGAUUGUGAAGUUCAAAAAUUAACUGAUGAGGAUGUUGUUGACUGGAGGGCCAGUCGGAGGAUGAUUCAUGCUACAGCUCAAAAAUUAACCAUGAAAAAUUACAAUGAUUUAAAAAUUGGCCUGGGGCUCCUCAACAUAAGGUCUAUAAUGUCAAAAUAUGAAAUGGUGUGUGAUAUAAUUCGUGGAGAAUUGGAUAUUCUUGUAUUAACUGAAACAUGGCAUGGGUCGUCAGAUGAGUUUGCUGUUCGAUGCGCGAUGCCCCCUGGUUAUAAGUUUGUAGAUUACGUCAGACCUCACGAUCCAUAUCAUGGCGGAAUUAUAAUUUAUUUCAAGAAAGAGUUCAUUUAUAAACCUGUUGAGUUACCCGCCGUGAUAACUUUUGAAGCUGUUGCAUUUAAAUUGAGAGUAAACAAAUCUGAUUUUAUUUUGUUAUCAAUUUAUAAACCUGGAUCGGUUCCUCCUUCACCAUCGUUCUUUUCAGAGCUAGCGAAUGUUUUAGAAGUUUUAUCUCUGUAA